Emericellopsis cladophorae is the source of this 777-nucleotide messenger RNA. RefSeq names its product Oxidoreductase. Gene Ontology annotation, molecular function: oxidoreductase activity, acting on the CH-OH group of donors, NAD or NADP as acceptor. The record is from RefSeq and is a predicted model, not a curated record. Bases 1 to 777 code for a protein of 258 amino acids. NCBI's taxonomy places the organism in Eukaryota, Fungi, Ascomycota, Sordariomycetes, Hypocreales, Bionectriaceae. The transcript has 3 exons.
AUGUCUCGUAUUCUCGUGGUAGGGGCAACGCGCGGCCUGGGCGCAAGUCUGGUAAAGCACUACACCUCGUCGUCAAGCACGACUGUGUACGCUACGGCAAGAUCAAGCUCUGGUCACCCUCAGGACUACCCGGACAAUGCCAAACGUCUCACAGGCGUCGACUUGACCAAGCGAGAUGUGGGCGACACCAUCGUCAAACAACUACCGAAUGGCGGAAAGGCACUGGACGUCGCGAUCAUCGCUGCUGGUUAUUUCGCAACGGAGGAUUUCAAAGAUGGGCCUGAUUGGGACGAACAACAGCUCAUGUACACAACCUGCGCCAUCGCCCCCGUCUUCAUCGUCCAGAGACUCGUCAAAGCUGGCCUACUCGCUUCAGGGUCCAAGGUGCUCUUGGUCUCGUCCGAGGCCGGCAGCAUCGCUCUACGCCACGAGAGCGAGGGCGGCGGCAACUAUGGUCAUCACGCUAGCAAGGCGGCGCUGAACAUGGCUGGGAAGCUGCUCAGCCUGGAUCUCAAGGAACAGGGCAUCGUGGUGAGCCUGGUGCACCCGGGGUUCAUGAGGACAGACAUGACCAGGAAUGUCGGAUUCGACAAGUACUGGGAUGCUGGAGGCGCUAUCUCACCCGAUGAAGCGGCUCAGCGUCUGGGCCAGUGGGUCGAGGAGCUCGACAUGUCCAAAACAGGAGAGUUUUGGGCACCGGGGGGUGCUGGGGAUAUUGGCACCGCUGAAGCGGUUCUGGGCUCUGAUCUCCCCAAACCAUUGAGGUUGCCGUGGUAG